AUGAAAGACUUCCGAAGGCGGCACCAAUCCCGAUCUCGUUUCAACAAUUCCGAUUUCGAUAUAUUAAUUCCGAAAUCCAGUUUCGGUUUCAAGUGCGAGACCAAAAUGCUGAUAGUUAAACUAAUUUCUGAUUUAGAUUUCGUUUUUCAAUGCCGAUUUAUAAAUGAUGUCCCAAUCACUUCCGAUUUCGAUUUCAGAACCGAAUGUGAUGUUGGAGUUGACCCGGUUCCGAUUCCGACGAAUUCCGAUGAUGGGAAUGGUUCGAAAUUAAAAUAGAAUAUCAACUUCAUUACUUGGAAGAAGAAGAAGAAGAAGGAAAGAAGUAAAGCGCAACGAGGCGGAGCCGUCGCCGUCGCCGUCGAACGGAGAAUUCUGCCAUUAGCAACGCUUUCGCAGCAAAAUCAUAUAAUUCAUUGCUUGAUACCUGAUUACCCUCUCUGCUUGUUCUCAAGAUGUCCGCAAAUGUUAUAUCUCGGUUCCCGGCCAUCGGAUUUUACUUCCACGCCAGCUGAACAUCAAACUUUUUUAAAGUUUUGCAUUGCAUCUGCUGCUACGGACAACUUUCUUUUCAGAAGGAUUUCUGUUUAUUUCCUUGAAAAUUUGAAUGAAUUGGAAGCGGUUUCUAUUCUUGGGUACCAGUUGGUUGUUGAACAAAACCACCAUGAAUUCUAUUCCCGUCUGCUGCAGAACUUGGUGCGUAGCGAGACAGAAAAGAGGGAGCUGUAUGAGAAUGUUGACCGCCUUGUCUCCCGUGCACACAAAACCGAAUGGUUGGAUGGUAUUCAUGACCGUUACCAUUGGGUUGCUUACGCCUGUAUCAAAGGUAUUUUCGGGGCGACUAUGCGUUUUGCAGCAGCCUGGUACAAGGUUAAUCGGAUCAAUGGACAUAAAGGCUUUUCAGUCGUAUGUGAUUUCAUCAGCAGGGAUCUGCAGUAUCAUUUUCAAUGUGCUUGUCAAAUGUACACUUGCUUGCCGUUCAAACCUCCGAAUUUAUAUGUCAAACGCAUUGUUAGAAGAGCUGUUGCAAUCGAAAAGGGUUUCUGUCUUGAAUCCCAUUUCUGUUUAAUCUCCUCAAUAGCGGUGCCAGAUAUGAUGUCAUUCAUCGACCAUUGUGGUGAAUUACUAUAUACCGCUCUGACCGGCUGUGUUCUAACGCCAAACGCACCUCAAGUUCCACUAGAAUUGAUGUUUGGUGAACAUGUUAUGAUACCUCCACCCCAAUCUUGA
Molecule: messenger RNA, 1227 nt
Organism: Lactuca virosa
Lineage: Eukaryota; Viridiplantae; Streptophyta; Magnoliopsida; Asterales; Asteraceae
Source: the annotation of a GenBank genome assembly